AUGACGAGCCUCAAAAUCACCUCACAACUGGACCCUGCUCAGGGUGCCCAUCCUACCGUUGUCUCCUCAUUGUCGGUCCCAGCUCUACCAUCGGAUUCGUGCUCAGUAUACUUGUACUACACGUUCCCGCCGCUGCUGUUCGUCGACGCGCACGAACUUGCUCUCCGAAGUCAGCAGUAUACGCUAGUUGGGCUGAGGGGCAGGGGAAGCAGGGAACUGGAAAAACCUGUCCAUGCUCUGCCCCUGGACGAAGGAGAUGUAGAGGUUCUGGUCAGGUUAGAGGAUCCAACAGCGCCGGAGGUCCAUCUGCCAAUUCAUGUGCGCUACGCCGCGCCUGCUAAGACUCAAGAUGGCUACCUGACGCAGGAAUUCGAGGCGCCGAGAGCACUUGUGUGGUGCCAGGGCGACAUUUCCGGCAAGUCUCCAUCCAUUUUAUCCCUAAGUUAUGUCUGA
Molecule: messenger RNA, 453 nt
Organism: Coprinopsis cinerea okayama7#130
Lineage: Eukaryota; Fungi; Basidiomycota; Agaricomycetes; Agaricales; Psathyrellaceae
Exons: 1
Coding region: 1-453 (150 amino acids)
Biological process (GO): GPI anchor biosynthetic process
Cellular component (GO): endoplasmic reticulum membrane
Source: RefSeq, a predicted model, not a curated record